Nylanderia fulva is the source of this 7143-nucleotide messenger RNA. RefSeq lists its product as uncharacterized. The record is from RefSeq and is a predicted model, not a curated record. NCBI's taxonomy places the organism in Eukaryota, Metazoa, Arthropoda, Insecta, Hymenoptera, Formicidae.
GUGCGCAUCGCCAGGCACGGCUGCGACGUCACGACACUCUGACGAUGGCCAUCACGACGACGUGGAGCCGCUCUCGCAGCUUGACCCCAUGGCAUCGACCUCGACUUCGACCCCGAAGCAGCAGCAGCGACGACGGCGGCGGCGCACUAUUAGUCGCGACGACGACGACAACAUAUUCUGUCCGUCGUGCGGCCGACGACGUCGCGAGGAGAUCGCAUGGAUGAUCGAGGACCUGGACGCCAUCGAGCCGGCGCCGCUCGAGUCGCAGAGGACGCCGACGAGGAUCUGCAGCUGCGAGGAGGUCGAUGUCACCAGUCGUCACGAGCGCGGCGUUCUAUGGAAGUUCCGCAGCACCGACAUAGACGUGAGAUGGGGCACCAGCAGUAGCCCCUUCUUGUCGCCCGACGACGCGAUUCUGGAUCUGAGGAGGCGCGCCAGCGAGACCACGGAAUUCCGCUGGGAGCUGCACACUUCGAAAACCGAUCUGGAUCUCGUCCGGAGGGUCAAGUGCAGCUGCCACAGCCUGACUCCGGAGAUGAAGAAAUCGGUGGAGUCGGCGACGGCGCAACGAAGCGAUCUCAGGAAGCACCACAGCUUCCAGGAGGUCGACAAGUGGUCGGAGAAUCUGCUGAUGCCGAUACACGACUUGAGGAAGCACAGCAGCGACGACACGAGAUUCGCCAGGGAGGCGAGAUGGCUGCAAGUGCCUGACGUGAUGCGGAACCCGAAACCCAGGUGCACCUGUCCCAAGGUGAAGACCCCGGCACCGGCGUCGCCCGUGGAGCAGAAGAUGCCGACGCCGAAGCCGACGCCAAAGCCAACGCCAAAACCGGCGCAGAAGAAGGAAGAGAAAAGACUGCACUAUUCCAAGUCUCUGGUGCCGGACGAGUCGGCCGUGCCGUGGGAGAAACCGGAGAUAAAGAGACAGGUCAGCGAGGAUCCAAGAGCGGUCAGGAAGGAUAAGAGAGACCGACCGAAGCUGGAACGCUCGGCUCAGGUUAGAAGCGAAAGUUCGAGAAAAUGGGGUAUAAUGUCCUUAAAGGAUAAGGAUAAGGAUAAGGAAAAAGAAAAGGAAAAGGAGAAGCAAAGGGAAAAGGAUAGAGAGAAGGAGAGGCAGAUGGAGAAGAGGGUCUUCAGUCCGUCGGAGAGCAAGAAGCAGAUACGAUCGAGAUGGGCGAUGAAACCCCACGUUUCUCUGCCUGCCGAAAAGAAAGCUCCAAAGUGGUACAGGAGCCAGGACGAGCCAAAGAGCAAGAGUCUGCGCGACCGGCCCAAGUACAGCAUACGCAGGAGCAUGUCGCCGGAACCGGAUCCGCGGCAGAUGAGCAAGCUGGAGAACAGGAUCGUGCGGCGUCUGAUCUCGCCGGAGAUCAGCAUCACCAGCACCAAGUGGGCUCCUUACGAGGAUUCGUCGCCUCUGCCGACUAUCGGAAUGAGGAAGCGCGAGCAGAAGCAUAUCAGCGACAUCGAGUGGACGCCUUACGAGCCCGAGUCGCCGAGCGAGAUCCCAAUCGAGGUGAUCGACGACAAGAAGUGGUCGCCCUUCCACAACGUCACGCCCACCCACUGUCCGCCGCCGGAGCCGGCGACCCCCAGCAAGAGCGACGACGAGGAAUUCCGGUGGCGGAUCCUCAACCAAGUCGCGCCAUUUCCGCUCUACCAAGGCGGUUGGAAAGACGAGUCGCCGGAGAAGACGCCACCCAAAAAGGUCACCACGCCGGACGACCUGUCGUCGCCAGUCUGGUCGCCAAGAGUACCCGAGACACCCCCUGGCAAGCGAAAGAGCAUCGCGCAGUUGAUCGAUCAGUCGCCGGAGUUCUCGCCCGCACCACGCAGGGGUAGCAAGCCCCGGCUAAUCCGUAAAGGCGCGUUUAUACGCAAAGGUGCGAAAUCGCCGGCCCCGACCACGAAUCCUUUAGAGGACAGACUGCCCCAAGCUGAACCACCACCGCCCAAAGCUGCUGCGCCUCCGCCGGCCGUGAUAGUGCGCGCCGCUAGCGAGGACUCCAGACGGCCGAAGCCACAAUUGAUUAGGUCCAAGGCUCUGCUGGAUGUGCCUCACGUGGACGCGAUGAAGAGGUCGCUGAGCGAGGAGGGACCGCGGGUACGUCCCCGCGAACGUCCCAGAGCGCCACCCACGAGGACUCGCAGCGAGGAAGUGUCCAAAUACGACGAUCCUUGGAUCAGAUCGGAUUCGCCCGAGAUGCGCGAGUACGUCACGACUGUGUGACCCUGACUUCCAGGGACCGACGGUGUUGGUCCCGCCCUUCGUUAUCGAACGCGAUUAACGAAGGUAGCUCAUCAGCGUCGAGCGAAGUAGCAACGCAAACGGAGGGUAUCGUGUUGUACAGCUUACGCGAGAGGAAUUAUUAUUUUCUAAUACAUCUAUAUUAUUACCGUGAUUUUAUAAAGUUAUCGAAUAAAAGAGGAGAGGAAGAAAUAAGAUCGAACUAAAAUAUAGAUGACGACCAUUGAAAAAAAAGAGAGAAGCUGUAUUUGGAGAAGAAGAGGCAUCCAAAAGGAGUGCGCUUGACUGUUUUCCCUCGUAAGGGCCUCAACGAAGAGUAUACACAUCUUCGGAACCACCUAAAAGACGAGAGCCAGCGCGGGCCAGAGGAAACGAGAAUGGACAAGAUGAGGGAAGCUUGAAGGCGACGAGAGGGAAGAGAGAAGGACGCUGAAAACACUUCGUUGGCCUACACGAAGACUACGAUGGAAGAAAAUCGAGAAGAGAGAAGAAGCUGAACGAAAUCACAUCGACGAUUCGACGAUAUUAUUCCCAUGAGGAGGAAAUGCUAGAGGAACCGGACUGGGAGUCGAUAUAGGGGUCAAAAGAGGACUGACUAUUAUUUAAAUAGCGUAAUUAAUAAAUGUGAGGUUUUUCUCGUCGCGCUCGUCGAGAAGAGGAGUCCGUCUCUCCUCUUGUGUCGCGCGACGCCUGAAUGUUCUCAGCUCAAGACGAUGAAGAAAUUGCACGAUUGUUAACGUCCGGUGGACGUCGCAAACUUCUUAGAGGGAGGGGGGAAAUGAAAAAGAAAAAUCCGCGGGGUACGCGAGAUGAUGGUUCAAUGUAGUGCGUUGAUUGAUAUAGCUCUAACGUAAUUAGUAUAUAAUACUAACGAUUAAAGUAAUCGAUUAUAGGAAUAAUAACGAUGACAUGAGUCUCUAUAGCGAUUAAAGAGAGAGAAAGAUGCGUCCGAUUGGGAUCGAGCGAGGUCCGCUCGAUUUCGAGGAUGGAAAUGCUAAGUAUAAUUGGCGUGUACGUAUAUUGGUAUGUACGUGUGUACGUACAUAUAUGCGUUAAAUUAAAUGUAAAACAUUUGUAACGUUCACGAGCAACAAAUAUGCAAGAAGAGAGGUUAUUUGCAUAACCCAAAAGAAGGUGUUUCUUCUUUUUUUCUUCUUUCUCUUUUAAGUUAUUUACGUAGCCUAAGAGAAGAACAAGAAGAAGAAGAAGCACCUAAGAAGAAAGGAAAGGGAAAAAGGAAAGAAGAAAUCGCAAAGAUGCGCAAUUUUUGAGCGCAUCGUGAUCGAAGCGAUCAAAAUUGCCUCGUUCCAGGGGUUAAAGCUGAUUCCGAGCUGGAUAUUCGCUCUCGAUCCCAGAGAGUCCCUCCCAAUCCGUAGCUCGACGAGGUUACGCCUUCUCUUUGUUAUUCGUUCUCAUCUUCUUAUUUUUUUUUGUUCUCUUCAUACGUGAUAUCAAGCAAGAUCGUCGCCCGAUUGAAUCAUUUCGGGCGACAAUCCAGCGUGAAUAGGGGAAAAAGAAAUGGAGGAGAACGCAUACUAAAUAUAUGUAUGCGUCCCCAUUGUGUGUGCCGGUGCGUGCAAUAUUAAUUAAGGACAGUCGGUGGACAACCGCGUACGAAUAAAUGGGGUACUAAAAGGUGAAGAUGUAGAAAGCCGAUGAGAGUUAGGUAUCCGUGAAGACGUCUCAAAUUGCGCGGCGAUCAUUUCUCUCUUCGGUGUGUUUUUUUCUUCUUUUUUUCAUUUUUAUCAACUCGCCACGUCGCCGCUCAUAUAAUAUUUUGUUGCUCCCUCUAAGACCCAGGUAGCAAGCGUACGUCAUUUUAACGUUUAAUGGCGUCAGUUUGCUUGGGGAUCCCGGAAGGAUGUCUUCUGAAUGCGUUAAGCAGACGAGUCGUUAAUAGAGGAUGAAGGAGGAGGAAAUGAAGACACAUUAAGGACACGCGUUAAUUGAACUCGAGCGACGACGUUGAUUAAUUGGCGAUUAUAUAUCAAUGGCUGAGAUACGCCGGCUCUCUCUUUCCCUCUCGUGUCGCACGAACUUAAGCUGCCCCUUAGAACCCAUAAUUUUUUUUUUUUUAGGAUAAUUCCCUAAUUAGCAUAAAUCGCUCAUCCGAUGAGAGUCUGUGCGCGGAGUUUCAUACCAAGUGCUUUACUCGCUCUCUCUUUCUCUCUCUCUCUCUCCCUAAAAGUUCCCCUUUCGUUUCCCCUUUUCAUCGAUCUCUAUAACCGAACCACUGAUCGAUGAACAAUUUAGUGAUAUUAUUAUUAGUGAUAUAGAAGUUAUAACUUGAAUACUCGUAGCAAAGUAUAUCCAAAGAGGCAAGAAGAGAGGCUGUUCGUUUACGUCUGCAUUCCGUUAUUCGCAUUCCACCUUCUAAAUGUCACGAGAUCGAGCGAGAUCGUCGGCGAACUUGAACCAGAGGGUUGACACCUCUUCGAGUUUUGACUGGAGAGUCUCCGGAUGAGAGAUGAAGAGUCUUCGUUUGGAGUUUAUAUAAUUAAUUUUUUCGAAAAUAUGAAGCUAUCAUGCGGUAAAACACAACAAAAAAUCUCUUUUCUUUUUUUUUUUUAAUAUCAAUUUCAACUGAAGCACCGAGGUGGCAACCCUAACUUGAACGUGCGUUUUUCUUAAAUGUAAAGAAGAAGAGAGGAAAAUGUAGAAAUAUCAAAGACGCGAAGUGUGUUAAGAAAAAUGCAAAGAUCGCUCAGCGAUGAAACUCGCUUCGACAGAUUAGACGGUAGGGCUUAAGACUGAUCAGACCUUUCGAUAUCUCGCGAUGUUACCGGAUGAUUACGGGAAACUGAAACUUCGUCGGAAAAACGCACAUAUAGGGAGGGACUUGUCAAGUGGAAGAGUACGAAACGCGAUGCAUUCGAGCGAACGCGCGAAAUCGCCGAUUAUAUUACACUCACACUUACACACUUAUUCAUACACUCACACACAUACACACAUUACGCACAUACAUGCAUUAUGCGCUACAUAGUCAUUCGUUUCUUCAUGAGAAUUACAUAUAUAUAUAUAUAUAUACAUAAAAAAUAUAGUUUUCUCCCUCGUAGUGCGUAUAGCAGUUUAUUGCGGUGCGCGUAUACCAUUGUAUGAUAUUAUAUAUAUAUAUAGCAUAAAAAAUGCGCGCACGAAAUUGAAAAAGUCGAAGCGAUGUGCCCACGUGACGUGUCGCGUCAUUCAAGAGCGAUCAGCUGAUUGUCAAACGCGACACGUGACUAACAGCUGUCAAACGCGCGUUCGUUCGAAUAGUAUAAAACGAGAUAAUAACUCUACGAGUCUUUCGCACAUUUUGUGUGCGCAAACACGCUAUACUAUACGGUAUAUAAAAACAAAAUUGUGUAUCCGUGCUGCCAUUAGCAUUAUAAAGCGGGAAACGGAGGUACGCGGUGAUGACGUAUGAGGACAAGCCAAAGUAUAUAGUUGAAAAUAUACACACACGAAUUUAUGUCCACGAAGAGACGACACACUUAUAUAUACGUAUAAGGAGAGAAAGAGAGAGAAAGUGUGUGUGAGAGAAAAAAUAUGAGAGAAAGGGAGAGAGAGAAUGGAAAACACAAGCGCACGCAUACUCGCAUAUACCUUACGCUUAGUUGCGUAAAUCCGUGUAUACAUAAAGAAAAUAGGCAGAGAGCGAGGGCGAAUGAGAGAGAAAAAGAGAAGGGAUGAUUUUACAAAUAUCUUUUUUUAUUUCGACAGUAAGCAAUAGAGAGGAGGGUCGGAUAAUAAGAGGAUUCGAUUGAAAUUAAAUUACGAUUUUUGUAUUUUUUUCACACGAUAUAUUUUCUAUCGAGAACUAUUUUUCAAACCAUCUCUUUUGUGAUCAGAGGAAUCAUCAUCAUCAACGAGAAAGAGAGAAAGAAAGAGAGAGAGAGAGAGAGAGGAUAGAUUUGUUACUGUCGAAACGAAUUUAGCGAAAUUAAAUUAAGGGAAACCACGCGCGCAUGUGGUCCUCUUUAAUAACGCUCAUUUAUAUUUUUCCUUAAUAAGCUUAUAUAUACGGAGUUUCGCGAUUAAGUAUAUAAAUACCACACACACCGAUACCAAUCGAUAAGCAUAUUCUAAUUCCCGGAGUAAAUUAUUCCGUUUCCGCGGCGAGUGAAUAAUAAGUUUUAGGGAUCUUCGUGUUUGAAAUAAUUAAUUAGCAAUUAUCUCUCAUCCUGUGUAUCAUAUAAUCGAGAAAAACUCCUAAGUAGCAAGCGUACGUCAUUUUGACGUCGAAUGACAUCAAUUUGACGUUUAAUGACGUCAGUUUGCUACUUGGAAUAUUUCGCAUUCAUGAGCCAGUACAUAUUUUAGAUUAUGGUAUAAAAGACAAAUAUACAUACACAAACAAGGAAACCUAUAACACGAAUAUAUAAGGAGCGAAUCUGGUUUAAAUAAAGUACUCAUAGAGUUCAUGUAUAUUAUUGUAUUCGAAUUGCGAUCGAAUUUGUUAUCUGAGUUUCCGAGAAAGAAAAAACUGUUGUUACGUUUCUUGCGCUUAUUAUUAGUACUAAUUCCUCUUCUUCUCAACGCAAACGAUAUUAUUAUUAUUAUAUUUAUUACGAUUAUAUUGUAAGUAUAUAUAAUUAACGCUACUCAAUAUUACAUUGUGAUAACGUGAGACUCGUUUCUAGUUCGGCGCUCUUCUAGUCGCAUUAAUUAUUCUAUUCGAUACCCUUCUCCUUUCCGUUUCCCUUUCCUCCCUCCUUUCCUCCCCCCUCUGCCUCUGUCACCGAUUGUAAUAAUAAUGAUCUGUCAAACGAUACAACGCGCGUUUUUUGCGGGAUACGUAGAUCUCGCGUAUUAUAGAGAAAAGGUGCAUCCUCUGUGCAACAAAUACAGUAUACAAUCCGUAAAUAUGAAGGUCAAUGUUGAUUUGUUUAAAUAAAUGUAAGUUUGAAAACCCA